Molecule: messenger RNA, 447 nt
Organism: Volvox carteri f. nagariensis
Lineage: Eukaryota; Viridiplantae; Chlorophyta; Chlorophyceae; Chlamydomonadales; Volvocaceae
Exons: 1
Source: RefSeq, a predicted model, not a curated record
UGCAAAUACCAGCGGUGCUGUAGCCAACAACAUAGCCACGGCGUUCGGUGCGCCAUCGCUCCCUUCUGCAAGCGGCAGCAGUGCCGCUGGCGGCAUGUUUGGAUCGACGACGUCAGCAGCGCCUGCGGCAAAUACCAGCGGUGCUGUACCCAACAACAAGGCCACGGCGUUCGGUGCGCCAUCUUUCAACUUUGCAAGCGGCAGCAGUGCCGCUGGCGGCCUGUUUGGAUCGUCAAUGUCAGCAGCGCCUGCGGCAAAUACCAGCGGUGCUGUAGCCAACAACAUAGCCACGGCGUUCGGUGCGCCAUCUUUCAACUUUGCAAGCGGCAGCAGUGCCGCUGGCGGCCUGUUUGGAUCGACGACGUCAGCAGCGCCUGCGGCAAAUACCAGCGGUGCUGUAGCCAACAACAUAGCCACGGCGUUCGGUGCGCCAUCGCUCCCUUCUGC